AUGGCGGGCUCGGGCUCAACCCUGCUGCGCCUGUGUCCGCUGCUUUUACCGCAGAACCGGGAGAAAACCGUGUACGAGGGCUUCGUCUCCGCUCAGGGGAGAGACUUCCAUCUUAGAAUAUUGCUACCUGCAGAUUUGAACGUGAAAAAUGCAAGGUUGCAGUGCAGUUGGCAACUGAAGGCUGUGUUAAAUGGAUACCACCACCUAGUUAAGCAGAGGCUGCUUCAGUCAUCUGAUCUCGAGAGCUUUAUGACGGAGCUGAAGACGAUCUUGGAAGUUGCUCUGAAGACAAAGCAAGCCCUGUAUGCGCCCUCGCCUCCUCCCCAGUACUAUUCGUCUAUUGUCGAGGAAAUCGGGAUUCUGGGUUGGGAUAAACUCGCGUACGUGGAUAGCUGUUUCACCACCAUCAAGUUAAAAGCGGAAGACACUUCUGGUAGACUGCAUUUGAUCACUCUCCAGUUAAAGGCGCAGUAUCCUAAAGAAGCACCUGAGUGCUGGGUGGAUUUCCCAAUUCCAUUUGCUAUUUCUUGGACCUCGGAGAGCUCCCUAGCCAGCGUUCACCGACAGUUUUUGGCGGCCGCGGAGUCACUGAAGUCAUUCUGGGAUACGGUGGAUGAAAUUGAUGAGAACACCUGGGUGGUGGAACCAGAAAAACCCAGCCGUAGUGCCACUAUGCGAAGAAUUGUCAUAGGAAAUAACGCUUCGAUAAAUAUCGAGGUGGAUCCCAGGCAUCCCACAAUGCUUCCCGACUGCUUCUUCCUCGGCGCCGACCACGUGGUGAAUCCCCUCGGAUUUAAGCUGAGCGAGAAUAUCCAUCUUUGGGAUCCGGCAAACAGCCUCCUGCAGAAUUUGAAAGAUGUUUUGGAAAUGGAUUUUCCAUCCCGAGCUACCCUGGAAAAAUCCGAGUUCACCAUGGACUGUGGGAUUUGUUAUGCUUACCGACUGGAUGGGGCCGUUCCUGACCACGUGUGUGACAACGCCAAGUGUGGCCAACCCUUCCACCAAGCCUGCUUACAUGAGUGGUUGAGAGGCCUAUUGUCCAGCAGGCAGAGUUUCAACAUCAUCUUUGGUGAAUGUCCAUAUUGCAGCAAGCCAAUUACACUGAAAAUGCCUUAGGGGAAACCCUGAAACAAGAACUUUAAAAAUGCCCGAGGAGAAGUGGGGGGAAAUUGAGACAAUAAACAGGCGGCAUUUCACCUGGGAGCGACAUCAAAGAUAGGCCAGAGAGAGAAAGAUUAAAAGCAAAAGAAGAACUAUGACUACGCUAUAGCGAAACACGUCGGCCUCGGCCUCGUGGCUGAAACCCGGUUGAGGCGGUGAGGGCCGCAGACGCGGGGAAUCGCUGCUGCUUCUGUAGGGAGUCGCCUUCUUCUCAAGAUCAACCACACUCCCCCACGCAGAAGAGGACGUGGACCGAAAACGCCUGGACUUGGCAAAUGAAUUCGGACUGGGACAAUCCUGAUUCGGCUCCGGGAGACAGCGCGGAGAAUGAGUUUGGCCGACUGGAGCUGGGACCCUCGCAACUUUCCAAUAAUCUCGGGGCCCCGGGGGCGUCGGCAGCGGGUUCUGUGGAAGAAGAAAACCCAUGUUGUUAGAAGCCUCUUUCGCCGCCCCGCUUCAGAUUCGCAUACGCCACGUCCCGUGCCACUGACUCCACCGUUUUACCCCAAGAUUUAGUCAGAAUUUCUGCAGGAAAAGCGCCAGAGACUUCAGGCAUUUCUAGGUACUGGUCUCCGUGUGCCGAUUUGUACUUUACGUGAAGUUGCGUUACUUUUAAAUGCCGCCUUUGACUAGACAUCUCCUAAAUCAUUUUUUGGGAGG
Messenger RNA from Tachyglossus aculeatus (Australian echidna), 1821 nucleotides. RefSeq names its product FA complementation group L (gene FANCL). The transcript has 14 exons. Gene Ontology annotation, biological process: protein monoubiquitination; interstrand cross-link repair. Lineage: Eukaryota; Metazoa; Chordata; Mammalia; Monotremata; Tachyglossidae. The coding region runs from base 1 to 1116 and encodes 371 amino acids. Gene Ontology annotation, cellular component: Fanconi anaemia nuclear complex; nucleus. The record is from RefSeq and is a predicted model, not a curated record. Gene Ontology annotation, molecular function: ubiquitin protein ligase activity.